AUGUCUCCUCCUACUCAGCCAGUAGCCGCCGUCUUUGGCGGAACACGAAUAGGCAACAGAGAGCUAUUCAUGCCCCAUACCCAGCUCGAGACAUUCUUAACAACGCUAGCUCAGCACCACGUUACCAAAAUUGACACAGCACAGGCGUACGGAAAUUCUGAAGUUACACUUGGCAGAAUCCAGGCGGGCAACAGAUUUGUCAUUGACACAAAAUGGAGCCCUUCUUCAUGGACCGAAUCCAGCACGCCCUGGGCCACCAGCGAGCGCAUUAUACGCUCUGCCGAGGAAAGCAUCUACAAGUUAGCAGUUGACCAAAUUGACAUAUUUUACCUUCAUAGGCCAGACCCAAUGACACCAAUUUCCGAAACCCUUGCGGCAGUAAAUACCAUUCACAAGCGUGGCGUUUUCCGCCGAUUUGGGCUAUCAGGCUUCCCUGCCACAGAGAUUGAAGCUAUAUACAAUCACUGCGCCGAUCACAGCUAUCCUCUCCCCGUCGUUUACCAGGGUAGCUACAAUCCAUUGAAUAGACAUAAAGAAACUGCCCUACUUUUGACCUUGCGCAGACUGGACAUCUCCUUCUAUGCGUACGGUACUUCAGCUGGAGGAUUUCUCGGCAAAAGUGUGGCACAAGCAAAAGAACUGGCCAACAAUGGUACCUAUGUCUCAGCGACCUGUCGGCCGUAUUUGCGCGAUGCCAACUUUUUGGAGAUGCUAGCACAAUGGAACACUAUUGCAGCAAUCGAAAGAGUGAGCCCAGCUGAGCUGGCGUAUCGCUGGGUGGCGUACCAUUCAGCAUUACGCUCAGACAACGGUGAUGCAUUUAUCAUUGGUGCUAGUAGCCCUGAACAACUAGACGAAACACUCAGUGGCAUUGAGAAGGGUCCACUCAGCGGCAAUGCAUGUGUUUCUAUUCAUGAAAUAUGGGAAAAGGUAAAAGGAGAAUGA
Trichoderma breve is the source of this 945-nucleotide messenger RNA. RefSeq names its product aldo/keto reductase family domain-containing protein. The coding region runs from base 1 to 945 and encodes 314 amino acids. The transcript is spliced from 2 exons. Gene Ontology annotation, cellular component: cytosol. The record is from RefSeq and is a predicted model, not a curated record. Lineage: Eukaryota; Fungi; Ascomycota; Sordariomycetes; Hypocreales; Hypocreaceae.